CUAGACGGCGCGACCACUGGCGUUGCAAUAGGCGAAGCCGCUAAUUGUCUAACCCUGCAUACGUGUUAGUGCGUGAUCGUCAGCCCUACUUCACCGAGCGAAACUUUUCUGUGCGUCCAGAAGCACAUAGCUCACCGAAUCAAUGACCCCGCAGGUGUCUCUCAUGAGGCGACCAAUUACCCCGCGCCACAUCCACACAACUUCACGGAGCUCAGGCCGGUGAGUUGGGGCAGUGCGUAGGCAACCACGCCGCAAAGUACAAUAAGUACAUUGUCUUCGUUUGUGCAGUUGUAACUGUCCGCACCAUUCUUCACAAAAUCGUCAUCGUCUUCUUCUACACCUCGCGACGCGUCCACCCACUGCACAGCACUCCGACAUCACGAUGUUCAGAUCAUUCCCCGCGCUCCCAUUCCCGCCCGCGUCCCUCGUCGCGCUCGCUCCUCUCGAUGCGAUUGCCGCUCGCACCGCAAUAACCGGCACAUCCUCAUACCUCGACUGUCUCCUCCUUGCGCCGGGCCUACACACGCAGCAAUCCGCCUUCCGCGCCAACGACGGCGAGCUCCCCGCGACCGCCGCGCUCACCACCGGCUACGUAUUCCGCGUCGAGAACCAAGCGACGGUGGCGUUCUUCCAGCGCGUGGGUGUACCCGGCCAGCUCGUGAACUGCGCCGUCGCAUCGCCGGGAGCCGGCGGUGCCGGCGUCGGCACCCUCGCGGAAGUCCUCUGGGGCUCCGCGAUCUGCCUGACGGUCGCGGCGACGGUCGGCCUCGUCGCGCUCAAGGACUGGUAUGCCGUCUCGUGCAUCGGCGCGCUGGUCCUUGCCCGCGCGGUGAAUGUCGCCGUUAUCCGGCGGCAGAGUCGCCUGGGCUGGAAAGGCGCGCCUGAGCCGGGUGUGCAUGGCGACCUGCUGGUGCUUGUUUCCCAGGAUCGCUGGAUCCGUAUCUCCGGACUGGUGGACGAUAUAAAGACUGUCACUUCCGGCCAGUGGAUGCGGAAUACCACGGACGUGGAGGGGUUUGCGGUGUCGGCGGCUACCGUGCUGGUCUAUGGCACUGCGGCGGUGAUGGGGGUGGCGUCGGCUACAGGGAGUGCGGUGAUACUGGGACUGCUGCUGGCCGAGGCAGGGUUGUUGGGGUUGAGCAAUGCCGUCGCGAAGAGGGCUGUCAUGUUUGGAAGGGGAAUCAGUACGAUUGGGAGCCCGAAGCCGUACGGGAGAAGGACGGAUCUUGUGAAGGAACUUGUGGCGGAGACUGGCAGGGAAGAUUGGGCUAUUGGCUUGGGGAUGAUGGUACCGAGCGCUGGCCAAGCAAAGGAGAUUCUGCUUUAGACGGACGGAGGUGUUGCAUUUGUCUUCUAAUAGAUCGCGUUGGGAAUGGAAUCAUUGUGCUAGUAGCCUGUAUAUGGCAGAAAUGGGGAGCUGAACUUCUGCAAAUGUGUAUUGCCUAGGUACUCGGCAUAGGGGCCGCCAUCAUUGCUGUAAUAUCCGCACCCAAAGCAUUGUUGCUAGUUGGCGAUGUAUCAUGUAUUCACAGUGUACCAAUCAUCAACACAAAUUACAGCGCG
Messenger RNA from Tricharina praecox, 1563 nucleotides. RefSeq lists its product as uncharacterized. Bases 383 to 1327 code for a protein of 314 amino acids. The transcript has a single exon. Lineage: Eukaryota; Fungi; Ascomycota; Pezizomycetes; Pezizales; Pyronemataceae. The record is from RefSeq and is a predicted model, not a curated record.